AUGCGCCCCAGCCCUUUUGCGUUAACAAGCCCGUCAAAUGAAACGUUUCGGCUGUUGCAGCUGUCCUUGCAAGACCUAAUAUUUGUAAUCGACACCGAGGAGGAUGCUGCGGCCCUGGGCUCCUGUAGGGCGCGAGGCCUCUCUCACCAGGGUAAGGGGCUGGCGAAUGACCUGGAUGCCUGGGACCCUAGGGGCAAGUAUGCGGGAGCAGAGCAAGCGACGACGCAGCCACCGCCCUCCCACCCCACCCCCAACCCCCCAGGAGCCGAGUCCCUGUGUGGCGGCAGGAGCCAGUCUGGCCUAUCUGCAACGCCAGGCCUCCAGGCGGCUGCUUUAGGCGUCAAGUUGAGCGGGGUGUGUGUGCCCUCUUGGGGAAAGGGAGCGCAGAGACUCUGUCCGGAUGAAGUGGGGGAACUCAGUCCCGCGAAGGAACCGGAGCCACGGCGCAGAGGGGAGGAGCAUGCCCCACAGGCUCACCCCUGGGGUCUCAGGACCCAGAGAUCGGAGAUCCACGCGGUCAGCGCCACCCACCCGAGCCUGGCGACUGGCGCGUCCCGGCGAGCUCCGCGGGGCCGAGGUACCGGGAGCCACGGCCCCCGGCGCCCGCGCGCUGCUGGCGGAGGGAAACCAGAAAAGCCGAGCCUCGGGGUCGAAGUCAUAAAGUUACUAAUCCGGUGCAGGGGGAGUGAACGUGCCUCCGGCCGCCUGGGGCAGUCAUUUGAGCGUGUUUACUUAAGGACUUUGCAAGAGGAGCGCGCGCGAAAUAGUCGGAUUUCCAGCGAGGCAGCAAAUAUUUGCAAGCGAAAGAAAGAAGCGGAGCCGGGCCGCGCCGCCGCGUCCCUCCCCCCGGAGCCGCGGCGCCGGCCUGGGCGGACCCGGCCUCACAGUUAAAGACAGAAAUGAAGCCGGGAACCUGCGGGGCUGGGGGCGGGGAGGGCGCAGAGCGACAGCAAAGGCCAGAAAUUGGAGCGCGGCCCCGAGGCCCUGGCGUGCCGGGGUUGGGGGAGGAGAAAUCCCUUCCCAUUCCACCUCGAUCAAUCUUCCUUGGCUGCGAUCGGUCAAUAAAAAUGGUGUGAACUGGCCGCGGUCGCUGUGCGUCUGGGGAGGAAGUGGAGGCCAGAGGUGCCGAGGCCGGCGCCGGCGCCCCGUACCAGUCCGGUUCGCACUCCCGCGAUCUGUAAAUCCCCAGGCCGGCGGCCAGUUCGUCGUGGGGAGCCGAGCGCGGCCCCAAGAGGCCUUUAAUUGGGUGUCUCCACUUUAAUAGUGGCCAUUGUUGGAGCAAUUAGCGAGAGACAAUAACCGCCAAGAGGCGUUUAAUUCGAUUCCCCGCGCCGGCUGCUGCCUGGACAAGGAAACUCUGAAAGAAGAGUCUGGCCUGGGAGGAAAGAUUUGCUUUAGCGCCGGCUCCCUUCCUUGCGGGUUUUGUUUUGGGUGCGAGAGUUUUAAUGGGGCAAGUUGAAAGCGAGGCGAGAGCGACCAGGUCCUGGUCCUUCCUACACGGGGACAUCCCGGCCUGGGCCUCGCUAGCCCUGCGGGGCGCCCGCGGGACCGCGGCGCCUGCUGGCAGCACGCGUCUGAGCUGCAGCCACGCGCGUGUGCCCGGUGCCUGUUAGAGUUAGGGAGAAAAGCAGAGACGAUGUGGAUGUGCAAACCAGUCUCUUUCCUCCUUAGCCCUGGGUCUCCCACCUCGAUCACUCGAACCGCGUCCCAAUUUCCUUCCCCAUCGGGGAGGAGGGGCAAAGCAGAGAACCCCCUUCUGGCGCUUACACACCUCCCUCUCCACCGAGCCAGCCUCGCUACCCCCUCCUCUGCCUCGGCUCUCGGAUUAGGUUACCGCGGCGGGGCGAGGAUUUUUACUGGAUACGAGAAUAGCGCAGGUAAAGCUGUAUAAACAGCUCGCCGGCUGCCGGACGGGAGGGUUACGCCGGGGACACUGCCCAAGGCGCCACCGCCGGGCCCGGCCGAGGCUGCGCGGGCGUAACAGUGGGGGAGUCCGCUCCCGCGCGGCGCCCCGGGACAGCGCAGGUUAAACACAUACUGCAUUAUGUCUGUGCAUUUCCCCACCCAAACCCCUUUCUCUUUCCCGCAUGAACUGAAAUGCAGAGAGUGGGAAGCGAAAUCAAAAGGCGAUUAGAAAGAAGCAGGCAGCGUGGGCAGUGCUAGUCGUUCUCUUCAAAAGAAACACAGCGAACAGGGGACCUAGGGGAACGCAGAAAAAAGGGGACCCAAAAACUCACUGGCAAAGGGAAGAUGCUGGAGAAGGAAACGUCAAAGGGAAAACCCGCGGGAACUCAGGCGAAAAGAGCUACGCGCGGCAACCC
Molecule: messenger RNA, 2321 nt
Organism: Hipposideros armiger (great roundleaf bat)
Lineage: Eukaryota; Metazoa; Chordata; Mammalia; Chiroptera; Hipposideridae
Exons: 3
Coding region: 1-891 (296 amino acids)
Source: RefSeq, a predicted model, not a curated record